UUUUUCCAAACGUAACGGACAAGCGGUAAACUGCGCUGUAAUCGAUCCACAACAGUUCUGCUAACGUACGCACCACCUUCCUUCUCCAAAUUGGAUGCGCCUCUCCACCGAAGAGAACCACAAUACCCAUCAUUACCGCCCUAUCCCUACCCCACCCCCACCGGGAACCCACACCAACUUCCUCCUCACUAACAUGCGCCAUCAGCUGCUCUCUUACUCCAUAGCCAUGGCACCUUCCUCCUCAAUCUCUCUCUCUAAACCCCUUAGAAAACCCUCACACUCUGUCCGCGCAAACCCUAAUGUAAACUCCUCAAACAAUUGCCACUCAUCCGCCACCACCGCCCUCCACCUCCAUUGCAAGCACUCCCCUUCCGCCACACUUGACAUUCUAAUCCUCAUCCUCGUCCUCUUCUCCGGAGCAUUCUUGAUCUCCUCCUACUUCUCCUAUAUCUUCCAAUCCAUCUCCCUCCUUGCCCCUUCAUUCUCCAUCUCCGCGCUUUUCUCCCAUCUCAGUUCCGUCGACAUACAAAUCCAUUACGUCCUCUUCAGCUUCUUCUUCGUCUUCUUUCUCGCGGCGGUGAUUGCUUUCGAGAUCUGCUGCGGCAACCGAUCCCGGAAAUGCGGCAAAUCUGGCUGCAAGGGACUUCGGAAAGCGAUGGAGUUUGAUUUGCAGGUCCAGGACGAGGAGUGUUUGAAAUUGGGGGGUGGGAGUAAGGCUGUCAGAGAGAUCGAUGAGCUGCCUUGGAAAGGUGGCACCGAGACCAACCUGGAUUACGAGUGUCUCCGUGCCGAGCUGAGAAAGAUGGCGCCACCAAGUGGACGGGCUGUACUACUAUUCCGGGCUAAAUGUGGAUGCGCUAUUGCUAAGCUCGAAGGUUGGGGUCCCAAGCGUGGGCGUCGCCACAAGAAGAGUCUUGCUCUUAGCGGUAAAGAUCAUCGCUAGCUGCUUACUGCCAUUGAUGGAUGCAUCUCAUCUUUGGAAGUUGUCGUUGCCUUGUGAUUUCAGAACUCAUUCACCUCGUUGUUUCUCUAGGGAGGGGAUGGGCUUAUUCUCCUCCUCCUAACGUGCUGCUUUUCGCCUUCUAACUCUUUACCUAAUGAUAUCUCCAAAAGUUUUUUAUUUUUCUUAAAAUGUAUACCUCAGUGGCCCAAUCAGACUUAUCAGAGUAUACUCAUCAUCAUGAUUCUUGGACUUUUUUAGCAUUACAUAUCUUGAAAUAUAUUUGAAAAUUGCAUGGCCAUCGCUCUUUU
Messenger RNA from Cuscuta europaea, 1251 nucleotides. Lineage: Eukaryota; Viridiplantae; Streptophyta; Magnoliopsida; Solanales; Convolvulaceae. The record is from the annotation of a GenBank genome assembly.